Molecule: messenger RNA, 814 nt
Organism: Rhinopithecus roxellana (golden snub-nosed monkey)
Lineage: Eukaryota; Metazoa; Chordata; Mammalia; Primates; Cercopithecidae
Gene: CRYBA4
Product: crystallin beta A4
Exons: 6
Coding region: 3-626 (207 amino acids)
Biological process (GO): lens development in camera-type eye; visual perception
Molecular function (GO): structural constituent of eye lens
Source: RefSeq, a predicted model, not a curated record
ACAUGUUCCCUGGGCCUAUCUCGGAAGGGGCCACGAUGACCCUGCAAUGCACCAAGUCAGCGGGACACUGGAAGAUGGUGGUGUGGGAUGAGGACGGCUUCCAGGGCCGGCGGCACGAGUUCACGGCUGAGUGCCCCAGUGUGCUGGAGCUUGGCUUCGAGACUGUGCGAUCUUUGAAAGUGCUGAGUGGAGCGUGGGUGGGCUUCGAGCAUGCUGGCUUCCAAGGGCAGCAGUACGUUCUGGAACGGGGCGAAUACCCGAGCUGGGAUGCCUGGGGUGGCAACACGGCCUACCCCUCUGAGAGGCUCACCUCCUUCCGGCCUGUGGCCUGUGCUAACCACCGUGACUCGAGGCUGACAAUCUUUGAGCAAGAGAACUUCCUGGGCAAGAAAGGAGAGCUGAGCGAUGACUACCCUUCCCUCCAGGCUAUGGGAUGGGAAGGCAAUGAAGUAGGGUCCUUCCACGUCCACUCUGGGGCUUGGGUUUGCUCCCAGUUUCCGGGCUACCGAGGAUUUCAGUAUGUGCUGGAAAGCGAUCACCAUUCCGGUGACUACAAGCAUUUCCGGGAGUGGGGCUCUCACGCCCAGACCUUCCAGGUGCAGAGCAUCCGCAGGAUUCAGCAGUGAGCAGGGGCGCAGCACGGAGGAGCGCAUGCGUGCUUGUCUGCAAUGGAGCGCUCUGGAGGCUGUGGCGUGCUCUCUCCUUCUGCCUCGCCCUGUAACCCGUGUGAACCCAGCACCCAUGUGAACCGGUCCAUGCACACAGUCAGCACAAAAAACUCAAACGAAUAAAAAAAUAGAAAAGUCCAGUAUUA